CCCGCCGUUUUGAAGUCUUAUUGAAGAGGAAGGCGAAGGAUUGAAGAAUAUCCUUAGAAGAACUUCUUAUUUAAGGACGCAUGGAUGAAAAAGAACGGAAUUACUGCUGCCUUGUUCUACUCCUUAACAGGGUAGGGCUGGUAAAGCUACGUCACUUUUUCAUUUAUCAGUGGGAUUCUUGCAGUGGUUGUCUUCCAUGGACUGACAGCCUUCAAAAUGGUGCUGCCUUGUUGAUAAAGUACACUCCACUUUAUUAUGAAAGAGACAAAGUCAAGUCAGGUGACACAACAACAUGGGAUUUGUCUCUCUUUGUCAAAACUCUAUUGUACUCCACACCUCCACUUGUACCGAGUUACGAAACAGCUUUAGUUGAUGGCUUGAAAUAUUUGAAAGAUACAAGAGACUUACUCUGUCACACACAAAAUGGGAAGAUUGAAUCAUCGACACGAUUUCAAGAUCUUUUCAAGGAUGCAUGUAAUGCAUUGAAGUUACUUGGUGCUUCCAAAAAUGAUUUCACACGAGUUGAAAAUGAUGUGCAGCAGCCAUGGAUUAAAGUACUGUCAAUGGUAAAAGUGUGUACAUCACAAGAUGCAGAAAUUUUGCAAGGAAUUGAUACAAUAAAGAGCAAUCUUGAUGCCAUGAAGACAGAUUUGUACAAUGUGCAUCACAGGCAGGAGCAGUCGCAAAUAAUACAAGAGGAAAUGUUGUUAGAGCUAAAGCGGGAUCAGUGGAAACGCCAAGAGACUACAAAGCAAAUUCUGUCAGUUAUGCAACAAAACCNUGAAGAAAUGAAUCGUCAAUUAAUGCAAAUACAAAACCGGGAUUCCUCAGACCUGUCAUGCCAAAAGCAAAAGAAGAUAAAGAAAGAUCUGUCACUUAUUACAAGAGCAAAAGAAAAGCUAAAGCAGAGAAUUGAAAGACAAGCUAACCCCCCAUGCAUGUAUGUCCCCAUGAUAGUAGAGAGCAGUCUAUUAAAUGAUUUGCCUAGAUCAAGCAGCCCACAGCCAUUGUCCCAAGAGCUAUCAAAUCAAGUUUACCCAUGGCCUGCAGAUCUCCUUCUAAAGUCCAUACCACAUGACCUGCGUUUUGCAAUUGAAAUCAGAAUAUCCAAUCCUAAACGACCUGGAUGGCGAGAACUUGCACAAGAACUGCUUUUUGAUGAAGAAACCAUACUAUGUAUUGACAACCAUAAUCAACCAGAAAAGGGUUAUCUUUUAUUUGAAGUUCUGAAUACUCAAAAACCCAAGCUGACAUUUACUGCAUUUGUUGAUGUCCUUGCCAUGCUGAAAAGGGUUGAUGUUGUUGAGAAGUCAAAGGAUUACUAUCGUGAUAAUAAUGAUGUUAAUAAUGUCACCCUUGAAGACUCUUGAUGGUAAAAGAAAAUUGGCUGAUAGCAAAACGAAUAGGGGUCAACUGGCCGGGACAGCUAAAUUGAUCACCAGAUAAACAGAAUUAUGAUUUUUGUAGAAACAAAAAGAAUGUACAUUUGGCUGGAUGGUUUUUGCUGGACAUGACCAUACAUUUCCUUGUAUAAUUAUGGCAUGGUCUCAAAGCCCAUUUUGUUUCUAUAUGCUCAAACAUCUAAACCCUGAUUGAUUAUUUUUUUUCUGGAUACAUUGUUAAAUCAGAUUUCGAAGGUCAGACGCUGCAGUCCCUUUUUUAUUUUGUCAAACAGUCAAUUGAAUGCAUUGUUGAUUAUAUGCAUGAUCUUAUGUAUACUUGAUUGGCAGCUAUUAUGCAGUGAUGCAUUGAAUAUAACUAUCAUUUUAUACUCUCAUUUUGUAAAACGUUUUUUUGAGACUGUAUAAUUAUGUCUUUUGUAGUCUUCCACUGAUGUUUUAAAAGUAGCACGUACUGCAGCAAUUAAUCCUAGGCAUUGUAGACUUACUUUUUGCAAUUGUUGCAACAGACAAUGCACAUCGUUUCAGAUCAUUAAUAGGGCUUUCUCUUGUUUUACUAAAGAUAGAAUCUUAAGUGGCAAGGGGUGUUUCAAGUGUGGGUGUCCAUGAGUGCCUGUAUGGACUAUGUACAGUACACUGAAUAUGAUCUGAAUAUGAUGUAUUCAAGCAGCCGCCUACGACAUCAGUUCCUACCCCUCUCCCCCUAAAUUUUGGAGAGGAAUUUUUCCUUAGGGGGAGGGRGGAGGGGAUAGGGGGAGGGGGUGGGAACAGAAGUACAAUAGCUAGUAUCAGAGCAGCUGACAAAUACAAACUUUAUUUAUAAUGCCGCACAUAAGAUUGAUAAUUUUUAAUUUUUAGGGGGGCUAAUCAAUGAUUUUAUUUGACAAUGUGGCAUUAUCUGACAAAGUGAUUUAAAAAAUGUUUACCUAGAAUAGCGUAAACUGAAUGCCUGAGAAGCUGAAACAGUGACGUGUAAGAAGCACAUCUUAAAAGAUGCUUUAAUAUUAAUACUAUAUAUAUACUACCAUUAUUACCACAUUGUCAAUCUAAUUAGGUCCCUUAAUUGACAGCUAUGGUGCAUGCAUGAAUUAUGUCACUAAUACAUGAUUCUUAUUAAGUGUACUUCAUUACAUAGUACUUUUAAGUCUUUUAAAAUAAAGACAAUAUUUGACCAUAUGA
Molecule: messenger RNA, 2579 nt
Organism: Exaiptasia diaphana
Lineage: Eukaryota; Metazoa; Cnidaria; Anthozoa; Actiniaria; Aiptasiidae
Exons: 8
Coding region: 81-1370 (429 amino acids)
Biological process (GO): signal transduction
Molecular function (GO): protein binding
Source: RefSeq, a predicted model, not a curated record